AUGGCGGAUAAAAUAUAUCAUAAACUGAUUAAUGAUAAUAUAAAAAUGUUAUGCAAUGAUAUACUACACAAUGAAAAGAAGGAUGAGAAUAAAAACGAAUAUUUUAAUAAUGUGAAUAUUAAUUGUUCUUCAAAAUGUGAAGAAUUAUGUAAUAAUAUAAAUGACAGAUUACAAAAAAUAAAAGACAUAGUACAUCUGAGAUCAACAAAAGCAAAUGGUAUUCUUAUUGAAACCUUGAAUUAUAUUAAAGAAUAUAUUAAGGAAAUUGAAAAAUAUAUACAAGUUUUUAAUAAAUUAAUAUACGAAGAAAAUAGGGCUUAUCUCUAUAUGGAAGAAAUUUUUAAUACACUAGAAAAUCAAAAUCAGAAUAUUCAAAAAAUUUAUAAUAUAUGUAGUAAAAAUAUUGUAAUCACAAAAAAUAACAAUGAACUUAUUUUAAAAAAUCCAAAAUCAUGUUCUUCUCUUUCCUAUGGAUUUGUUAAAAAUUUGAUGAAUUCAGGACAAGACAAUAAUAAUAAUAAUGAUAAAGAACAAAUAAUACAGCAAGAUAAAGUAGUAAAUGAAGGAAAAAAUUAUUUGAAUUAA
This is a messenger RNA of Plasmodium gaboni, 585 nucleotides long. RefSeq lists its product as hypothetical. The transcript has a single exon. The record is from RefSeq and is a predicted model, not a curated record. Lineage: Eukaryota; Apicomplexa; Aconoidasida; Haemosporida; Plasmodiidae. The coding region runs from base 1 to 585 and encodes 194 amino acids.